Molecule: messenger RNA, 2371 nt
Organism: Ooceraea biroi (clonal raider ant)
Lineage: Eukaryota; Metazoa; Arthropoda; Insecta; Hymenoptera; Formicidae
Source: RefSeq, a predicted model, not a curated record
CAAGUUAAUAAGUCAGUGACGAACUUUCGCAAAAAUAUUGUGCAGCGAAGAGGCCACUACUCCGACGCGGAGACCACUUAUAAUGAUGACGGAACCAAGUACAGUCCGCUGCCUUUCGAAGCUCGCAGACGAUUCAUUGGUGGUGAUGAAUCCAAGUACAAUCCGCCGCCUUUCCACGCUCGCAGACGAUUCAUUGGUGAUGAUGGAUCCAAGUACGAUCCGCCGCCUUUCUACGACGAUGACGGCGGAUCCAAAUACAAUCCGCCGCCUUUCCACGCUCGCAGACGAUUCAUUGGUGAUGAUGGAUCCAAGUACGAUCCGCAGCCUUUCUAUAACGAUGACGGUGGAUCCAAAUACAAUCUGCCGCUUUUCUACGAUGAUGACGGUGGAUCGAAAUACAAUCCGCCACCUAUCUACGCUCGCAGACAGAUCGACAGUGGUGGUGGACCUCUGUUUAAUCCGCUCCCAAGUUAUAAAUACAGAAAUAUACGGAAAUACCUCGAAGACAGUCCAUUACCUGUUUAUGUAUCCACGUAUCUACAUGAUGAGACGGACUCCAAAGGCAAUAUGGGACUACAUCUUUUCUCUUCAGACUCCAGUCAUUAGAAAAGCAAAUCGAAUCAUACGAACAAAAAGGGCACCAAAGGCUAAAAGGCGGAUUAAGCGUCUGCAGGACUUCUCAUAAUAUCGAUAUCAAUUAGAACUUUCGAUGUAACUGAUGACAUUGCUUGGAUUUCGGUUGGAAAUCAUGAGUUUUGAGAACCGGAAACUCGAAAGAUUAGAAGAAAACUUAGAAACAAAAAUCAUUCUGUUCUUUGUUUGUAAGAAAAAAGUACUUUUGCAAAAGGUUAAAAUUUCCGCAUUUGUAAAUGAAGACAUUAGAAAUCAGAAGAAAAACAAUCAGAAAACUAUAUUUAGUAUUAUAUUUUUCUGGUAUUUUAGUAAGUUUUUUGCAAUAAUGUUAAGCAGGGUAAAAUAGAUAUAUUCACAAUAUAAAAUAUAUACAUAGCAUGGAAUAUAUAUUGUCGAUGCAAAAUAGGAGAAAUUAUAUUGCUGUAUUUUCUAUAUUAUGAAAUUUAUCCAAUAAUUGCAUAUUGUACUAAAAUUUAUUAUACAUAUAUUCAAAUAUUGAAAACCAUGCUAAUAUUGUUAUUUAAACCGAGAAGAAAAUUAUAAAACCCUUGUAAGAUACUAUGGUAAUACUAGGACUUUAUAAAAGACUGUCAUAAUAAAUUAUUAUAUUUUUAAUGAGAAUCUAAUGUAUGAAAUAUUGAAAUGUUACUUAUCGAUAAAUUGUUAAAUUAAAUUCAACCAUAGUAAUAAAUAAUCAUGAUGGUAGGUAUCGUUCCGUAGUUUUCAUUUUCUCAAGCGUGAUUUUAUAUUUUGCAUCGACGUGAUUAAAUUGCGAACUACAAAAUAAAUUAUAACGCGACACGAUAAAUCCGCACUCGAAAAGCUGGUUGCUAAUUGUUACUGUAAAUAUAUUGUAUCAUCUGUUUCAUUUUACAUUGUGUUAUGUAUAUUUACACACUGACCUCCCUCUGGCAAUUUACAAUUUAAUAAAACAACAAAUUUUCUUCAUUGAAUGAGAUCUACACGAAGUAAGUAAAUUAUUAUACAUAAAUUAAGCAUUAUACAUAAAGUAGCAUUUUCCAUUAACGCAUGUUUAACGUGAAGGGUGCUGAAAGCUUUUCAGGAAGAAUAUAUUUCUAUUAAAAGAUAUAAUAUUUCUUGAAGCUUUCAACAAUUAACAAACAAAUAAAAGCAAUCGGGAGACAUUUACAAAUAUCGUGGAACAGCAUAUUCAGGCAUUCCUGACUUUGAGUCUCGUAGCAAAACUUGACGUCAAAGUAAGAUCGACAAUCGCCGCAUAUUGGUACGUGAUUCCUGGGAGAGAGCCGUUAUUUCAUUUUAAGCUUUCACACAGACUAGUACCAUCCAUACUUGUUAGAUUGGAAUUUCUGGUUCUAGCAGAGUUGUCGCAGCUUCGAUUGACUUUGCGUCCGAUUUUGCGAAGGGAAUGCGAAUCCAAGACGAGAAUUGAUGGCAAAUAUACUAGAAUUCCAAGUAGCUGUAGUUUGUGCAUGACUUUUCACGACUUCGCAAUUUCAGCUGAGCUCUCGAAGUAUUCAAAUAAUAAUUGCUAUUUGCCACUUUAUUACACGUGAUCUGUUUUUUUACAUUCGUAUUAAGAUUAUUAUUAUAUUAAGAUAUUAAUCGUGCUUUGAUAAUCACACGAAUACGUCGACCGAGGUAUUUCUCGCAUCUUUAAUCUUUUCGCUAUUAAAAGGUUCCAAUUGUUCUCAGUGAAAAUCCAAAAAAUCAAGAAAAUUGUUUAUAUAAUAAUAAAUCUCUUGCCAUGUUUCUCAAA